Molecule: messenger RNA, 1521 nt
Organism: Symbiodinium natans
Lineage: Eukaryota; Dinophyceae; Suessiales; Symbiodiniaceae
Source: the annotation of a GenBank genome assembly
AUGCUGAAGGCCAUGGCUGAAACUCCGCUGCUUCUGGUCCAGGGUAUUCCUGAGCAACUGCAUGUGCCUGACCUUCGAGCAUUCUUCAAGCCGGCCGUGGAGAAAGAGCUCUUCUCAUGUUUCCACUUCCGUCGAGGACGAGGCACCGCUGCUCGUGGCUUGACGUGCUUGGCACGUGCGGCCAGCCAGGAUGCAGCAGUGAAGGUCAUUUCUGGCUACCAUGGCGUGCCGUGGAAGGAGGUCUUGGUGGAUGCAGCGGUUCCUCGUGCUGCUCGGUGCCUCAUCUCCUGGGCUCCAUCAGAAACCAAGCGCACCGAUGUUUGGGAGCUGAAUCCGCCACCAGCCCUGCCCAAGGGAAACGUGGGCACAAGCCGGUCGGCCAUUCUGUCCGCGAUACGUCGCUGCACACUGCCCCCUUCAGUCGUGAAGAGGCUCGGGAUUGCUCCGGCAUGCCGCUUGCGAAGCACUCGCGACUUUGCAGCGAUCCCUCCCCCGCUUGCCUGGAGGGCAGGGCAGGAAGGUGCAGUGCCUGGUGCAAGGCGAGCACUGGCAGCUUCACCUCCACAUGAGGCCCGCGGUGCCGAUUCACAAAAUCCCGUCACCGCCAUGUUCGCGGCGCUCAGAGGGCGCAAAAGGCCCAAGGCACAGUGCCAAGCAAAAGCAGAAGCCAAAGAAGCCGAGGCGCAGAAGGAGCAGCCAGGGAAGCGCUCAAGGUCUGGAGCGCAAUCCCCGAAGCUUCGCCGGCAGAUGAUGUGUGCGCACGAAGAAGGCGGCAGCUCUGACUCUGAGCAUAAUGAAGGACGUCACCUCCCACUGCCCUUGGAUGACGACGAUCUGCCUAUGCCGAUCGAAAAGGCGCCCCACUACGAGCGGAACGACCGCCUGGACUCUGCAGCUGGGUACCUUUACGAGGACACCGUCGAGCACAUCUGGGAUAAGCAGGACGCGUCGGGUUUGGUGUGGUACACGGAUGCCGCUUACUGGGAUAGGCUGGCUGGGGAUCUGGAUGAGCGAUGUGCAGAUGCCUGGGAUGUGGACAGCGAGUCCCGUGAAGUGUCGAGCGACGAGGACAUGCCGCCUGAAGCACCGGCAAUGGAGCAGGGCGUGGGCCUGUUGGCAGUGCAGCAUGGUGUGGCAGGCAAGAUCAUGCGCUCGUGGGGGGCCGACCCUUCCGUGAAAAGGCCCAGCAGCACGCUACUGGCGGUUGUCGAAGGUCUUCAGCCCAACCUUUCGCGCACUGGCCUAGGCUGGGCAGGGGAGUCUCGCAGAAAGACCUCUGCUCCUAGAAGUUCCAGCGACGACUGGCUGCAUAUCGGCUCCAAAUACGAUAGCCAUCACGAGGACAUGAAGCGACGCGAGAGCUCAUGUGCAAAGCCCUUGCCUGGAUCCUUCUCGGCAUCGGCUCUUGCCGAAGAUCGCCGCUUGCGCGUCCACUUUGUGCCUGCCCAGCACGUCGAAAAAAGAGCAAGGAAAGGGAAUGCGCGCCGGAAUGAGGGAAUGAGCCGGACUGAGCCGGAUUGA